Molecule: messenger RNA, 1413 nt
Organism: Exophiala oligosperma
Lineage: Eukaryota; Fungi; Ascomycota; Eurotiomycetes; Chaetothyriales; Herpotrichiellaceae
Exons: 1
Coding region: 164-1345 (393 amino acids)
Molecular function (GO): oxidoreductase activity
Source: RefSeq, a predicted model, not a curated record
UCGUUGUCAAACAGAAUCACGACUUGUUAUUGCCUUAUUUGUACGCGAUUGCCCAAGAUUCCAGCCCCGGUGGACAGAAGGCGAUUUUCACAGGCGACCGGAAAAGUCUCAUACCAUUCAUCGCUUCGAGUGGCAAUAUCUGUCUGAUUUCGUUAGAAUAGCGAUGACAGCCUCUGUGCAACAUCUAGCGGGGCACUCCCUUAAGCUCGACAGUGCAUCGUCACCUCUCUUGGCCUUCGAAUCAUUUGAUCUGCCAUCGACGAACCAACGUAUCUUGGGAGCACCACAUCCUCCCAACACGGUUAUCCCACUAGCAUUACGACCAUCUAUUCACGACAAUGCGGAGGUGUCUCUGGACACGGUAGUUGAUACCAUAAAGUCACUCCAAGCCCAGGACGGUCUUCUGACCAAGAAACUCGCUCGUCACGGCACCCUGCUCUUCCGCGGCCUUCCCAUUCACAACGCACAGGACUUUAGCAAGUUUGCCCACGCCUUUGGGUACAAGCCCCAUGAGAUUAUAGGAAUCGUCGUGGACAGGCCACUGCUUGCACCCAACGUAGCGCCUGCCAACGAGGCGCCUAAGGAAGUCUUGAUAUACAAUCACAAUGAAUCACCACAGGUGCCUCAUGCUCCUGAAUACAUCUUCUUCUACAGCCAUCGUGCCCCAGCCAAGGGUGGAGAGACCCCAGUUUCAUCCUCUCUGGAAUUAUUCGCCCGUGCCCAACAGGAGAUUCCCGAAUUCAUAUCCGAGCUUGUCCAGAAGGGAGUUCUCAGCAAGGUCACCUACAAGGUCAACAAGCAGUAUGAAGGAGGCUCCACUCUUCGACAGGCAUUCGGCAAGGAGAUCAAGGACGGCGACAACGAAGCUACUAGGAGGGCUAAGGUCGAGGCUCAAAUAGCCCGCUAUGGAAGAGGUAAACACACAACCUGGGAAUGGGUCGACGAUGAUACACUGGUCUUGACGCACCGGCUUCCUGCCGUCCGUACCCAACCAGACACCAAGCUCCCAACACUAUUCACCGGAUUAGCGUCGUACUAUAAGAACGGCCAGGUCAACAAAGGGGCUAGGAAGAAUAUCGUUACCCAGCUUUUCGGGGAUGGCACACCAAUCCCAGAGAGAUACUUGGCCCAUCUUGCCAAGUUAACGGACGAACUGAGGGUCCUCCACAAGUGGCAGCGAGGCGACGUGCUUGUGUAUGACAACAUCAUUGCGCAACAUGGCCGACAACCGUGGGAAGGCGAGCAAGAGGAUCGCGUCGUUAUGGCUAGCCUCUUUGACGGGAACGUUCCUGGGGCAUAUGUAGAUGAAGAUUGGGCGCAAGUUGUGCAAGCUCUCGACGGAUGAUGCUGUUUAUUUAUGGCAGAGGAUGCAAGGAUCUAUCUUACUAGGCAUCAUUCAACGCUUCAGACGCA